Penicillium roqueforti is the source of this 1767-nucleotide messenger RNA. RefSeq names its product GTPase-activating protein GYP1. Bases 1 to 1767 code for a protein of 588 amino acids. Gene Ontology annotation, molecular function: GTPase activator activity. The transcript is spliced from 8 exons. Gene Ontology annotation, cellular component: Golgi apparatus. Gene Ontology annotation, biological process: activation of GTPase activity. The record is from RefSeq and is a predicted model, not a curated record. NCBI's taxonomy places the organism in Eukaryota, Fungi, Ascomycota, Eurotiomycetes, Eurotiales, Aspergillaceae.
AUGGCGAGUAAAAAAGGGCAACAGGAAAUGGUCCAGGUUGACAACUCGGAACGCGCCGCAUCGCCAUUCUGGGCUGGCCGAAGUACGCCCCUAAAUCAGGGAUCGUCGAAGCUCUAUGGCUCGAAUACUGUUGUGGGCGCAUCCUACUCACAUGCCAAUAUUGUACAACCUACCUCCUCCCACUCAGCGCCGAGAACACCUCCGAAGACAUCGGCUACAAAUGCUGCAUCAAACUCGGCUCGCAAGUCAGGGAACAUGGUGACCUCACCUCCCCGACAACUCUACCCUGGCAUUAUGGCCGACGGGGUCGACGAGUGGAGUCGCGACCCCACGGAAGAAGACGAAGAAGAAGAUGAGGAGGACGAGAUUGUGUACGAUGAUGAUGAGGAUGAAUUCGGGCUCCCUAGUCUUGCUAGUAUGAGGAGAAAAAGAUCCGCGCCUUUGAAGGCCCAGAAUAUUGAUUUCAGUGGUGGCAACCCCUCGACACUUGGGUAUGGAUUAGCAGCCGCCAACAGACAUCGCGCGGAUAGUUCAGAUAUUGCGGAAGAGCGUGGUGCCCCGAUGUAUCCAACUGCUCGCAAGGGGGAGGGAAAGAUCCUUCGGCCUCAAUACAAGGACAUCCUACAUGAUCCUGCUAAUGCUUUGAACCUCAUCAACCACUCCCCACCUCCGAUAGAUGCUUCACCCAAAGAGAGGGACAUUCAUUCGAGUCGCAUUACGCGCAUCAACAAGUUCAAGCGCAUCUUGCAAGCGAGCACGGUAUCGCCUACUGAGCUGCGGGAUCUCGCUUGGUCAGGCGUCCCAGAAGAAGUGCGGCCAAUGACUUGGCAGCUUCUCCUUGGCUAUCUUCCUACAAAUAGUGAGCGACGCAUCUCCACUCUGGAACGAAAGCGCAAGGAAUACCUUGAUGGAAUCCGGCAAGCCUUUGACCGAGGUAGUGGGGCAAGCUCGGCAAACCCCUCUUCAAGCAAGGGCCGCGGCAGAGGACUUGAUGAGGCAGUAUGGCACCAGAUUAGCAUUGAUGUUCCACGCACCAGUCCCCACAUUCCGCUGUAUGGCUAUGAAGCCACCCAGCGGUCGUUGGAACGCAUCCUUUAUCUCUGGGCCAUCCGACACCCAGCAAGUGGUUAUGUUCAAGGUAUCAAUGAUCUAGUCACACCAUUCUGGCAGGUCUUCCUGGGCGUUUACAUAACCGAUUUGAACGUUGAAGAAGGCAUGGACCCUGGCCAAUUGCCUCGGAGUGUGUUAGAUGCGGUGGAAGCGGACACCUUCUGGUGUUUGACGAAGCUUCUUGACGGUAUCCAGGACAACUACAUAUACGCCCAGCCUGGCAUUCACCGACAGGUCAGGGCAUUACGAGACUUGACAGUGCGCAUCGAUGCAGCACUCGCAAAGCACCUGGAACAAGAAGGUGUGGAAUUUAUGCAAUUUAGUUUCCGAUGGAUGAACUGCUUGCUCAUGCGGGAAAUGAGCAUCAAAAAUACGAUACGCAUGUGGGACACAUACAUGGCUGAGGAGCAGGGCUUCUCUCGAUUUCACCUCUAUGUCUGCGCUGCAUUCUUGGUCAAGUGGACAGAUCAAUUGGUCAAGAUGGAUUUCCAGGAGGUGAUGAUGUUCCUCCAAGCAUUGCCAACGAAGGGUUGGACCGAGAAAGACAUUGAGCUCUUACUCAGCGAAGCAUUCAUCUGGCAAAGCCUGUUUCAAGACUCGCGUGCUCACCUCCGGCCUGCUGGUGAUGAACCUCCUGACAAUGGUAUCUCUUAUUGA